Messenger RNA from Sphaerodactylus townsendi, 1253 nucleotides. It is a transcript of the gene TCF15, whose product is annotated as transcription factor 15. The record is from RefSeq and is a predicted model, not a curated record. Gene Ontology annotation, biological process: developmental process; regulation of transcription by RNA polymerase II. Gene Ontology annotation, molecular function: protein dimerization activity; RNA polymerase II transcription regulatory region sequence-specific DNA binding; DNA-binding transcription factor activity, RNA polymerase II-specific. The transcript is spliced from 2 exons. Bases 210 to 743 code for a protein of 177 amino acids. NCBI's taxonomy places the organism in Eukaryota, Metazoa, Chordata, Lepidosauria, Squamata, Sphaerodactylidae.
CGGCUGCGAGCCACAGCUGGGAGGUUUUCCUCUUCGGCGAGACCAGAGCGCCAGAGGUGGAGGCGUGGGCCGGCUGUCCAUCUGCCUCCAGCUCUUAGCUCUUCUUGCAAAGUCAUCUUGGGGAGGCAGGGAGGGGAAGCUCCACAGGCCGGGGCCUGGACGUCCCAAACGCCCCCAGGCCGGGCCUUGGCGGGUGGGCAGCCACAGCCAUGGCCUUCGCCAUGCUGAGACCAGUGGCCGCCCACGUGCUGUACCCCGACUUGAGUCUGCUGUCAGAGGAGGACGAGGAGAACCGCAGCGAGAGCGACGCCUCCGACCAGUCCUACUGCUGUGAGGGGUGCCCCAAGCCGGGCCAGGUGGUCGUGGUCAAGCAGCGCCAGGCGGCCAACGCCCGCGAGCGGGACCGGACCCAGAGCGUCAACAUGGCCUUCACGGCCCUGCGCACCCUCAUCCCCACCGAGCCGGUCGACAGGAAGCUGUCCAAAAUCGAGACCUUGCGCCUGGCCUCCAGCUACAUUUCCCACCUGGCCAACGUGCUGCUCUUGGGCGAAGGCUGCGAGGACGGGCAGCCGUGCUUCAGGGCCAUCUACGGCCCCAAUGUGGAAAGGGAGGCCAAACAGCCCCGGAGCAUCUGCACGUUCUGUCUCAGCAACCAGAGGAAGGGGGGCAGCCGGCGGGACCUCGGCGGGGGAAACUGCUUGAAGGCAAGAGGGGUGAACCAGUUGAAAGUGCUGAGAAGAUGAGCUCAGGUUCCGAGGAUUGUCUGUUCCCAGACCUGAGCAGAGGAGGGCUUCGUGCCUCGGAAACUGGUUUUGAUAUUCUGGACUGGGGCAGGGGGAUGGGGGUGAUGGAACCCGGGGGGUGCCCAGCCCUCAUGAGUUGCGAACCCCGGUUAUGAAGUGACUCCCCGCUUUGUGGACUCGGAGGAGACAGAAUUGGGUGGGGGCUGACUUGGACUACAGCGCGGAAAGAAACGAAAGCUGCGCAAAAGAGAGGGAAGACUGAAGGCGGCCGUUCCGGAGACAUCCUCCCAGUCCCCUGGAAAUGUCCACUGGGCCCCCACGUGGGCCGAAGGGUGUGAGGACAUGAGUCUGGAACUGGCAGGGGUGCCACAUGGCGGUGGCAGUGCAAAGCGGCCUAUUUCAGAUAGAGCUUUAUUGAGAUUAUUGCCGGUCUCAAAGGUCACCGUUGUAGUUAUUAUGAUUCUGUAUUCGGCAGGCUUGAAAAUAAAGAUACUUUUCACAUCCCCUGGA